Molecule: messenger RNA, 1068 nt
Organism: Vespa mandarinia (Asian giant hornet)
Lineage: Eukaryota; Metazoa; Arthropoda; Insecta; Hymenoptera; Vespidae
Source: RefSeq, a predicted model, not a curated record
AACGCAAUUCACGCGUACAAGUCCGUCUCUCUUUUUCUUUUUAUUUCUCAUUCAUUAUAUUUCUAUGGUCUAAGUAUAUUAUCAAACAGUAAAAGAGACGGUCCAUAUAGCGUUAAAGAAGAAUCGAGAUAUCUCGUACGUUUUCUUCCCCGCGUUCCAUUACAUUUUCACGCACGUUCGAUGGAAUUGAAAAAUAUAUGGGUUAAAUAUUUAAUUCGCAGGCCAGGAUUAGGAUUUUCCCUUAAUUUUCUUGCCGGAGCCAUUUCGCACCCACGUUCGUUUCGUCGUUGGUUUAAUGUCGAAUCGACAUUAAUCUUUUGGAGGCACGACGAGAGAAAAAAUCGUUCCGUUUCACGAAACGACUACGCCUCGGUCGUCCACGUAAUUGUAUUUCGUUUCCAGGUUGCCGAAUUGCUCGUGCUAGCGCACGAUUCUACAGCACUACACGGGAAGGUCAAUUUCACGAAAUUCUUCGAGAGUCACUUGCGCAACGAUCUUCCCUAUUUAUCGGAAAAGUACAACAACGACAGAGAGGCCGAAGAACUGGAAGACUUUCGACAACUCGAUCGGCAGAAUCGAAAUUUAAUGCCCGAAUAUCGAAGUCUCUGCGAAACCGUGACAAGAAGAGUACAGUUCAACGAUGAAAAUUAUGAGUAUCAACCGCCUCAUUAUCACGAAGUCUAUUGCAAGAGUUACUCGUUUCUCGAUCGAGCGAGCGAACGAACGACAAGAUCGUCCUCUAAACAGAAAUGCGCUCAUCCUGUCUUUCAUUGCGUCCAAAGGAGUAGGACUCUCUUCUUAGUCAGACGCGCCUGGGACAGCGAUUGUUGGGAGCCUUUCACCAAAGAAAUCGCCAGUGGUUGCGAUUGCAUGUGGCCGGUCUCUCUACUCGGCGACAUCACUGCUCAUUAUUAAUUUCUCCAUAGACGGGAAAUACGGCUCGUUAUUAAUAAUCCUCAUCGACGCGACUUAAAAUUGCGCAUUUUUGAGGAAAAUCUAAUCUAUAAUAAUCCGUAUGAUGUUAGAUCGGUUGCAUCUGCGUGUUAAAUAAAAUUUUUCUAGAUCGGA